UUGUGAAGGAGUGAGGCGCAAGCGCACUUCAAUUGUCUUUCAAAGGGUUCCGGGACCUUCUAGUGAUCCGGGUGAGCCGCGGCAAGACGAGCUUUUGGGGGUUGCUUUUAUUUGAUUCUCGCUGUUUUUAUUUGACAGGGCUUUGCUGUAAGAUGGAGGAGACUGACAGGGAAGCAGUUGCAACAGCUGUACAAAGGGUAGCUGGGAUGCUUCAACGACCAGACCAGUUAGAUAAAGUAGAACAAUAUCGCAGAAGAGAAGGCCGUAAGAAAGCUUCAGUAGAAGCGCGACUGAAGGCUGCAAUUCAAUCACAACUUGAUGGAGUUCGAACUGGUUUAAGCCAGCUGCACACUGCAUUGCAUGAUGUCAAGGACAUACAGCAUUCCUUAGUUGAUGUCAAUAAAGAUUGGCGGCAGAGUAUCAACACCAUAGAAAAUCUCAAAGAUGUUAAAGAUGCUGUAGUUCAACAUAGUCAACUGGCAGCUGCUGUAGAAAACCUCAAAAAUAUAUUCUCAGUCCCAGAGAUAGUCCAGGAAACUCAAGACUUGAUUGAGCAAGGGCAGUUAUUGCAAGCCCAUCGAAAGCUGAUGGAUUUGGAGUGCUCCCGAGAUGAUCUUAUGUAUGAACAAUACCGCAUGGAUAGCAAGAAUACCCACGAUAUGAACCUAAUUGAUAGUUAUUUUGGAGAUAUGCAGAAACUUUCUGAAGAACUGGCCAAGCAACUCUGGAUGGUCAUUCAAAGGUCUCUAGUCACUGUCCGUAGAGAUCCAACCUUGCUUGUUUCAGUUGUAAGAAUAAUUGAGAGAGAAGAAAAGAUAGAUCGGCGUAUGUUAGAUCGGAAAAAGCAAACUGGAUUCAUCCCCCCUGGGAGACCUAAAAAGUGGAAAGAAAAAAUGUUUGAUGUCCUGCAUCGAACUGUUAUUACCAGGAUUGAAGGCACUCAAGCAGAUACUCGAGAGUCUGACAAAAUGUGGCUUGUUCGCCAUCUGGAAAUAAUUCGUAAAUACGUUCUUGAUGACCUGUUGGUGGCUAAAAAUCUCAUGGAUCAGUGUUUUCCCCCACAUUAUGAAAUUUUCAAGAGAUUGCUAUCUAUGUAUCACCAGGCAUUGUCUUUACGCAUGCAGGACCUGGCUUCAGAAGAUUUAGAGGCAAAUGAAAUUGUUAGCCUUUUGACUUGGGUUUUAAAUACAUAUAAAAGUGAAGAAAUGAUGGGAAAUUUGGAACUGGCACCAGAACUGGAGGUGAAUUUGCUGCAACCUCUUCUUUCUCAGGAUAUCGUGAAUGAACUUCUCAGCACAUAUAUGUCAACUCUUACGUCCAACAUUAUAGGCUGGCUAAGAAAAGCAUUGGAGACAGAUAAAAAAGACUGGCUAAAAGAAAAUGAACCAGAAGCAGACCAGGAUGGAUAUUAUCAAACAACACUCCCAGCUAUUGUAUUUCAGAUGUUUGAACAGAAUCUUCAGGUGGCUACUCAGAUAAGUGAAGAUUUGAAAAUAAAAGUCCUGCAUUUGUGCCUUCAACAAAUGAGUUCCUUUCUUAACAGGUAUAAAGAGGAAGCACAUUUAUAUAAAGAAGAACAUUUAAGAAAUCGUCAAUAUCAUCCAUGCUAUGUUCAGUACAUGGUUGCCAUCAUCAACAACUGUCAGACUUUUAAGGAGUCGAUCAUCAGUUUGAAGAAGAAAUAUUUGCCCCCUAUGAUGGAAGAGAUGCUGAUAAGCAGUCAUGCAUGCAUCGAUGCUGUUUUAGAUGAUAUUGCAAAAGAAGGAUGCUCAAGCCUGCUAGAUGAAGUCUUCAUUGAUUUAGAGCCCCAUCUUAGUGAAUUGAUGACAAAAAAAUGGCUCGGUGCAUCCAAUGCUGUGGAUACAAUCUGUGUAACUGUUGAAGAUUAUUUUAAUGAUUUUGCAAGAAUAAAGAAGCCCUGUAAGAAGAAAAUGACUGUUGAGUGCCAUCGUAGAGUUGUUAUGGAAUAUAUCAAGGCUGUAAUGUUAAAACGUAUUACUUUUAAAAAUGCAGAAGAAAGAAAAGAAGGUGCUGAAAGGAUGAACAGGGAAGCCAAACAGUUCAGGUUUCUAUUUAAAAAACUUGCAGCAGGAUCUGGAGAAGACACAGAGGGGCUUUGUGAUGUCAUUGAAGCUAUUGCAGAGGUUUUCAAGCUAACUGAUCCAUCGCUGCUUUAUUUAGAAAUCUCAACUUUAGUUAGUAAACAUCCUGAUAUCAGAGAUGACCAUAUUGCGGCUUUAUUAACAAUGAGAGGAGAUGCCAGCAGAGAGAUGAAGCAGACUAUCAUUGAAACUUUGGACAAAGGCCCAAGCCAGCCAAAUCCAAACUAUGUGCCACUUUUUAAAGAAAUUAUAGUUCCAACACUAACUGUGCCAAAGCUUCUUAAGUAAUAACAAUAGUUCAUGUCAAAAUUUGGAAUGUUUUAGCUUACAAUGCGUAUAGAGAAAAUACAAAUUUCUUGCAAAGCAUUUUUCCUCCUAUAUUAACAUUUGUAACAAGAUAUAAGAAUACCUAAUUCAGUCACUGAAAAAAUAUAUAAUAUGAUGUCCAAGAGUGUUUUAGAAUUGCAUUUUUACCAUUAUUAGUGGAUCCCCCCCAACUUGCAUUUUUGUGUGCAUUUCAGAAAAAAUAAAGAGUGUCUAUUUAUGUCCAAUUUGGAUAAAAAAUUGAAAGCAGCAAUAUUUUAAGGGUACAUAAAUUAUCACUAGAUUUGAAAAGAGAGUUGUGUUAGGUGUUUGCUUAAUAAAUGAAUAGCACUGGUGUUGCAUUUUUGAAUUGUGUGCACAUUUGGCUGUCCUUUUGUGAAACAUUUAUUUAAAUACUUAUUACAAAAAUUUAUGUAAAGAAAGGAGAAAUGAACAGAAGAGUGCAAAACUGUAUUACAGGUAAUCCUUGUUUAGCAACCACAAUUUGGUCCAGAAAUUCAGUAAUUAGACAUAACAGUUGCUAAGUAAAAAUUACAUUACCAUGACUGUACUUACUAUUUUACUUCAGUUUUCUUUUGCUUAAUACUUCCUUCAGUUGAACAGAGGUACUUUCUAUAUGAGAUCUUGGUAUGAGGUAAAUAAGCAGGUAAAAGUAAGGGGAGAGAGAUAACUGCAGAAGGUUGUAAAUACAGCUGUUGGUCCCUAAAUUGCCUUUUUACUAUUGUAACUUCAAAUACUAAAUGAAGCAAAUCACUAAGUGAAGACUACCUAUAAUUAUAAAUACUGUGCUAUCAUUUAGAAUUAAUGGGGACAAUUUAGGAUAUUAAUCCAAAAUCUUGAUCAAUUUAUUUCCCCAAUAAAUUUCCACUCAGUUUCUGCUUCAACAUACCCAGCAAAGGGAAGCAUACUACCUGUCUAGAUAGUUUGUAAUGGACAAACUGGUCUUACCAAAAUGAUACUCAUUGUAGGAAUAGCCAAUCCCCAAUUCCAGAUUACAUAUAAACUAUGGAAACUGGGAUACUAUAACUUGUGUAAUAAAAUUGAGCAGCAAUCUGGACAAUCCAUAUAAUUUCUCUCUCUUCACCCUCAUUUUUACCAAGAAACAAAAUUAAUAGUUGAAUUAAUGUAUCAAAAUUUAAAUAAUUUAAAUUAAUUAUUUAAAUUAAAUAAUUUAAAAUACUGCAGAGUGCCCCUAAAAACACACACAUUCUCAUGAGAUCGCUGCUUUAUCCAUAGUGAUUAAGCAUUUUAAAAAAUUAAAGGUGCAGUCUUCAGCUGUUGAAAAUUUAUCACUACACAAAAGCAUUAAUGAGUCUUAACCCUCAGAUGGGCCUCUGGUGGCUCAGACUGCUAAGAUAGUCUGUUAUUAACACAGCUGCUUGCAAUUAUUGCAGGUUCAAGUCCCACCAGGCCCAAGGUUGACUCAGCCUUCCAUCCUUUAUAAGGUAGAUAAAAUGAGGACCCAGAUUGUUGGGGGCUAUAAGUUGACUUUGUAUAUAAUAUACAAAUGGAUGAAGACUAUUACUAACAUAGUGUAAGCCACCCUGAGUCUUCGGAGAAAGGCGGUAUAUAAAUGCAAAUAAAAAAAAACCCACAAUUUUCUGAUUCAACAGAAUAAGACUCAGGAUUUUGUUUAUAUGAUACAUAAAAUGGUUAUGCAACACAAUUUUUUGAGGUCUCACAAAAUUUUCUUUUCAGUGAAAGUAUACAGAAUUUAGCAUAUUAAAUCAUAAUAUAAUAAUAAACUUCCUGAAAAACAGGAAGCAGCAGAUGAAGCUAAGCAGAAUCACAUCAGAUACCUGUACAAUUAGCACAGGGCCCCUCCAAGGCUGUGUGCUCUCCCCAAUACUCUUCUCUCUGUAUACCAAUAACUGCAUCUUAAUAAUAACAGAGUUGGAAAGGACCUUGGAGGUCUUCUAGUCCAACCUCCUGCCCAGGUAGGAAACCCUAUACCAUUUCAGACAAAUGGUUAUCCAACAUUUUCUUAAAAAUUUCCAGUGUUGGAGUAUUCACAACUUCUGCAGGCAAGUUGUUCCACUGAUAAAUUGUUCUAACUGUCAGGAAAUUUCUCCUUAGUUCUAAGUUGCUUCUCUCCUUGAUUAGUUUCCACCCAUUGCUUCUUGUUCUACCCUCAGGUGUUUGGAGAAUAGUUUGACUCACUCUUCUUUGUGGCAACCCCUGAGAUGUUGGAACACUGUUAUCAUGUCUCCCCUAGUCCUUCUUUUCAUGGAUCUUUAACGAUCCAUCUGUUAAACUAUUGAAGUUCACAGAUGACACAACGGUGAUCGGUCUCAUUUGAGACAAUGAUAAAUCCGCAUAUAGACAGGUUAAAAAACUAACAUAAGAGCACCAGCGUGCCUACCGUCUCUGUCCUAAUGUUCCCUUUAGUUGUAUUCAUUUUAUGUAUUCAAUUCAUGCUUAUACUUAUAUAUAUUAUUUAAUAUGUAUUUGACAAAUUAAAUAAAUAAAUAAACUAGCCUUGUGGUGCGACCAGAACAAUCUGGAACUGAACACACUCAAAACUGUAGAAAUAGUGGUAGACUUUAGGAGAAACCCUUCCAUACUUCCACCUCUUACAAUUCUAGAAAACACAGUAUCAACAGUAGAGACCUUCAAAUUUCUAGGUUCUACCAUAUCUCACGACCUAAAAUGGACAGCUAACAUUAAAAACAUCAUCAAAAAAGCACAACAAAGAAUGUUUUUUCUGCGCCAACUCAGAAGGCUCAAUUGCCUUCCAUUGAGGAUCUAUAUACUGCACGAGUCAAAAAGAGGGCUGUGAAAAUAUUUAUAGAUCCCUUACAUCUUGGACAUAAACUGUUUCAACUCCUACCCUCAAAACGACGCUACAGAGCACUGCACACCAGAACAAUUAGACACAAGAACAGUUUUUUCCUGAAUGCCAUCACUCUGCUAAACAAAUAAUUCCCUCAACACUGUCAAACUAUUUACUAAAUCUGCACUACUAUUAAUCUUCUUAUUGUUCCCAGCACCCAUCUUCCAUUUAUGACUGUAUGACUGUAACUUAGUUGCUUGUAUUCUUCGACUGAUAUUGAUAUUUCCUGAUUGCUUAUUUGUACCCUAUGACUAUCAUUAAGUGUUGUAUCUUAGAAUUCUUGAUGAAAGUAUCUUUUAUGUACACUGUGAGUAUAUGCACCAAGACAAAUUCCUUGUGUGUCCAAUCACACUUGGCCAAUAAAAUAUUCUAUUCUA
Messenger RNA from Ahaetulla prasina, 5636 nucleotides. RefSeq names its product exocyst complex component 3 (gene EXOC3). NCBI's taxonomy places the organism in Eukaryota, Metazoa, Chordata, Lepidosauria, Squamata, Colubridae. Gene Ontology annotation, molecular function: SNARE binding. The record is from RefSeq and is a predicted model, not a curated record. Gene Ontology annotation, cellular component: exocyst. The transcript is spliced from 13 exons. The coding region runs from base 153 to 2390 and encodes 745 amino acids. Gene Ontology annotation, biological process: exocytosis; exocyst localization.